AUCUAUUAGUCUCCCCAGAGUUUCAAUCUGUGGUUGUUUGAGUUCAGCACAAGUGAUUUUCAAAUGACUUAAGUUCACUUAUGUGGGCUACAUAUUUACACUGACCGCUGAAUAAUUCUGGAUAUUGUGCAUUAGAUCUAUCUCGAACUGGUAUCACCUGUCAAUACACACACACACACACACACACACACACACACACACACACACACGCACGCACGCACGCACAGACACACACACACACACCUUCUUUACUUGUAUAUGUUAUUUGUUGUUCAGUAACAGCACUGACUUUAGGUGGCCAGGUCAUUAUGUUUUGAGGAUGGUAUUGGCAGUGUAGUUUAUGCAGUACUUCAACACUGACACGUUUCCUGUACAGCCACAGUCUCUCUCCAACACCUCCAACAUGGGCAGCCAAAGAAAAGACAGCUUCCUCUGGGGAAAAGCUUCCACAAUGCUUAGCUCAGUGGAGAGGCAGGAGAUAGACACCAUGAAGUUACACAAGAGUGACCUAUUAGAUGACAUUCAGAAGCUGAGGUUGGAGAUUGACAGCGUCAUGACGGAAAUCCACAACAUUGAGGCGGACGAGGAGAACAAAAAUGUUGUGAGAAACAAGAGGUUCUUAUGUGGGAAAAAGAAAUUCAACAUGGACCCUAAAAAGGGUAUUCAGUACCUGGUUGACAAUGACCUGUUGGAGUGGACAGCAGAGGCAGUGGCUGAGUUCCUAUACAAAGAGGAAGGACUGAACAAGACAGCCAUAGGGAACUUCCUGGGAGAGAGGGAGGAAAUGCACCUUCAAACUCUGAAAGCCUUUGUAGAACUUCAUGAGUUCUCCGACCUGAAUCUGGUGCAGGCACUGAGGCAGUUCCUGUGGAGUUUCCGUCUCCCUGGAGAAGCCCAGAAGAUUGAUAGGAUGAUGGAGGCAUUCGCUACACGCUACUGUGACUGUAAUGCAGGGGUCUUCCAGUCAACAGACACCUGCUACAUCCUGUCCUUUGCCGUCAUCAUGCUGAAUACCAGUCUCCAUAACCCCAACGUGAAGGACAAGCCCACUCUGGAGUGCUUCUUCAGUAUGAACAGAGGCAUCAACAACGGGGGUGACCUGCCCAAUGACCUGCUCAUGAAACUCUAUGAGAGCAUUCGGAACGAGCCAUUCAAAAUCCCAGAGGAUGAUGGGAACGACCUCACACACACCUUCUUCAACCCGGACAGAGAGGGUUGGCUGCUCAAAAUGGGAGGAAGGGUGAAAACAUGGAAGAGGCGGUGGUUUAUUUUGACAGACAGCUGUCUGUACUACUUUGAGUAUACCACAGAUAAAGACCCCAUAGGGAUCAUUCCCCUUGAGAACCUCUGUGUAAGAGAGAUAGAAGACUCAAUCAAACAGAAUUGUCUUGAGAUCUACAACCCCAGAGGGCAGAAGAUCAAGGCGUGCAAGACAGAGAACGGAGGCAGGGUGGUGCAGGGGAAACACCAGUCCUACAGGAUGAGUGCCGCCACAGCAGAUGAGAGAGAUGACUGGAUAGGCUCCAUCAGAGCAAGUAUCACCAAGGACCCCUUCUACGACCUGGUGUCAUUGCGCAAGAGGAAAGUCAUCAACAACAACAAUGCUUCACAGGACUGAGUCAUCAGACAUGAUAUAAAGCAUAAUGGGAAAUGAGUCCGGUAAUGGUCUGUAGAGGUCUGUCUCCGUAACAGCCAGUUUGUUGAAAUGCUUGGAAAUGAUGGACUGGUCCAAGUAAAUUGACAUGGUACAGAUUACAAUGCUGUACAGUACAGCAUUAGUGCAAUACUGUAACUCAGACAUGUUACCCAAAAUGAAAAAAUAGAAUUGUGACCUGUAUGUGGUUUACAGCUGUCAAACCAGAAACUCCCCAUACCUCAUACUGUAGGUCAAAUGUAAUGGUUCAAAUUAGAGUCGCUCAGUCUGUUAAAUUACUAGUAAUUUAGAAAGUGAUUUCUGUCAUUAUUUCUUAGAAAUAAGAAGUUAGAAGCAUGUGGGAGCGAAUCAGUUGUACUGAAAAUGAGUUGCAAACCAAAAUAAGUGUGUAGCACUGUAAGAAUAAUGCAUCAUUCUAUAAGGACAGAUUUGAACAUAUCGUUGAUAAAAUGUUGUUUUAUAUAGUUAUAGUUGUUUCUGUACAGGAAGCAUAGAACAAAGGGAACAUCACGUAAACAUUACGGAAAUGCAGCACCUUUUCACCUUGUAUCAGGCUCAGCAAUUUCAGUUCCUAGAAAACCUCUGCACUAUUAGCCAUUUCCUCUCACAAGGGUAUAGAAUUAGUGUUACGUGGACACAACUUCAACACUGAUUCAGUGUUGUGACGUUAUUUAAUUGUCUUAAAUGCAUUGUAUUCAUAUUUUUUUAAGUAUGUAUUUAUUUUUCAACUCAUAACAUACGUAUUUUGUAAAUACUGUAUUAUAAUAGGAAGUUAUUUUGCACAUUGCCUUUUAAGCACAGACAGUGAUAAUACAAAUGUCCGUAAACAUGCCUUAAUAAUGUUGAAUGAAUAAUACAUACAUAUUUUAUUAUAUUCAAAUAUGUGUGUACUUCUUUCACAACAGAUGACAGAUUAUAAUUACAUCAAACUGACCUAAAAAGUGGGCCUAAAGACCUUUCUCUUUAGCAAGGCUUUAUGUUGAUAGCGGUGCUCCUUGGUGUCCUUGUUCCUUGUAGUGUCAGCGGUGUUCUUUGUAUCAGUUUCCCUGUCUAGUUUAUUUUUAUUUUUUAUUAUGCACUUUGAGAUUAUUCUGUAUAAUGAAAAGCGCUUUACAAAUGUAAUACAGUACCUUAAUAAUAAUAUCAUACAGAUCUUAGCUAUAUACUGAACAAUAAUAUAAACGCAAUAUGUAAAAUGUUGGUCGCAUGUUUAAUGAGCUGAAAUAAAAGAUCUCUGAAAAGUUAAAAGUGUUCUCUAAUUGUUUUGGUACAAAUUUGUUUACAUCCCUGUUAGUGAGCGUUUCUUCUUUGC
This is a messenger RNA of Coregonus clupeaformis (lake whitefish), 2966 nucleotides long. RefSeq names its product cytohesin-3-like. The record is from RefSeq and is a predicted model, not a curated record. Gene Ontology annotation, molecular function: guanyl-nucleotide exchange factor activity. Lineage: Eukaryota; Metazoa; Chordata; Actinopteri; Salmoniformes; Salmonidae. Gene Ontology annotation, biological process: regulation of ARF protein signal transduction. The coding region runs from base 341 to 1618 and encodes 425 amino acids. The transcript has 13 exons.